This is a messenger RNA of Spodoptera exigua (beet armyworm), 680 nucleotides long. The record is from the annotation of a GenBank genome assembly. NCBI's taxonomy places the organism in Eukaryota, Metazoa, Arthropoda, Insecta, Lepidoptera, Noctuidae.
UUCUAAUAUGUCACUAAUAGGAGUUAUUUUCAUUUGAGGUUAUUGUAGUCUUCAUUUUACAUUAAUUUUAUAGUGAAAUCAAAAUGAAUGGGCAACUGUUAAAGGUGUUAAGCCCUUUAGUUUCGACAGUUAGAGCUAAAGGAUAUAAAGCACCAGGUGGGAUUCGAUACCCAGGAGGCAUCGUGUACUACCCAAGAUAUCCCGACCACAAAGAUCCUGAAUAUACCCCAACUAAGUUAUUUAGAGUUGAACGAAUCAAACCCAGUAAACACCAGCCGCAUUACCUCAAAUCAAUACUUCGGGAAUUCAACAUUUUGGAGGAAUGUGAAAAUCAUGUUACAGUAGUAAAAAAUAUUCCCGAAAUAAACAUGAGACUAUGGAAAAUUAAACAUUUGAUAAAAAUUACACCCAUUGUUUUUCCAUAUGGAGAACCAACUAAAGAUGACAUAAACUACACAGUUCUGAAGGAAAAUGGUCAAUGCAUUGUCACAAAGACAAUUGGUCCGAAGCCAGAACAAAUUGAAGCUCUAGAACAAUUUGAAAAAAGUGAGAAGAAAAUGGAUUCUGACACAUUGAAAAAAGAUUCAAGAUAUAAAUGGAAUAAUGCAUUUAAUGGAGGAUUCUAAGUAUAUUGCAAUGUAGAUUAGUGUUUAGUGUAUUAAAUAAAUGUUAUGUAUUAA